This is a messenger RNA of Dama dama (fallow deer), 6367 nucleotides long. It is a transcript of the gene PNPLA7, whose product is annotated as patatin like phospholipase domain containing 7. The record is from RefSeq and is a predicted model, not a curated record. Gene Ontology annotation, biological process: lipid metabolic process. NCBI's taxonomy places the organism in Eukaryota, Metazoa, Chordata, Mammalia, Artiodactyla, Cervidae. Gene Ontology annotation, molecular function: phosphatidylcholine lysophospholipase A1 activity. The transcript has 36 exons. The coding region runs from base 2077 to 6045 and encodes 1322 amino acids. Gene Ontology annotation, cellular component: endoplasmic reticulum.
GCGCGGACGUUGGGGGCGGGGCUUCGGGGAGGCGGGACGGGAGCGCGCGGUGCCGGUGAGUCGCCGUCUAGCGCCGCGAAGUGGCCAGGUUAGGAGUCUGAGUCUGUGAGGAGAGGCCGCCAUCAUCUCCCCCAGCCCGCGCCGGGACGACACUGCCCCCCCAGGGCCGCCGGCGCCCCCAACCCGACUGCUUCCAACCCGACGUCCGUCAUCUCGACCCCGCUUAACUCGACGCCCCCCAACCCCGACGCCCCCCCCAACCCCGACGCCCCACGGCUCGACACCCCUAAACCCGAUGCCCCCAACCUGGGUGCUCCUCAGCCCGACACCCCUAAACCGGGUGCCCCCUACACCAAACGCCCCCCCCCCCCCCAGCCUGAGAGCCUUCAACCGGACGGCCCCUUAACCCCUACUGUCCAAACCCUACGCCCUAAUCUCCAAGCCCCCUUAACCACGCCCUCCCUAACCUCCAUGCCCUCAGCCCCGCUGCCCCAGGCUCCCCCAGUUCUCCUGGACUUGACCACCUUUCCUCUGGCCCCAUGCUGUGGAGCAAGCGGAGCAGCUGAAGGCGCUUCCGUCGUGUGGCAGCCAUGGAGCAAGAGGAGGACACUGGCCCAGAGGUACGGGACCUGAGGAGUCCAGUGAGGAAUCAGCCUGAAAAUUCCCAGUGUUGCCGCUUCCGGACAAGGAGAAAGCUGCCCUGCAGCAGCUCCUUGAAGCCGGCUGCCUGUGGGAGUGGCGUGCAGGCCUCUCUUCCCCUGUCAGGACUAAACCCCUCCCUCCUCUUCCUCAAGGUCACACUUGUCAGUUCCUGCUUCCCUUUAGGAAGCCUGCUUGCUUUGAGGUAGGGCCUUUUUCCCGUGGAACAUCUGUAGCCACAUCACAAAGGCUUUUAUUCCUAAACCAGAAAAUUAGAUGCAUUAAAAUAGCAGUGAAAAGCUGAAAAGUCGGAGCUGCCAACCACUAGAGACUAUGAAUAGGUCUGGGUCGCUCUCAUGACCGUUCCCCUGGCUCCUCCCUCCCCUCCCCCCAAGGGGUGGCUGAGCUCAGCGGACACACUCCUGAGGAGGGUGCUUGUCUGCCACCCAGUGGAGGUGGUCUCUAGCCAAGCACACAGCCUGGGCCAGGAGGGCCUGGGCACCUCACUCUGAGGCAGAAGCUCCCACUGCUUCCUCUGCUUUCUGAGCCAAGUUCAGAGGGUUGAGUCUUUGGAUCACUUCCUUUUCUGUCUUGAUGUAACAUUCUGCUUUUGAAAUGCUUUUCUGAGUGCAUUGAUUCCCUCGGGUUUUCUGGCAUCAGUACUGUGUGUGAUCCUGGCUCUGAAGGAUCAGGCAAGCUGCUUUAGUCCUUGGCACUUGUGUAAAAGCUUGACAGAAUUCACACACACACACCGCCCCCCUCCCUCAGUCCAUCCUGUUCCUGACUGCUUGGAAGGAUGUGAGUACCAGGAGGAGUGGAGCGUAGUUACUUGUUUGACUGGUUUCUUGUCUUUGUGGGGAACCUGCCAGCAUCCCCUGUAUAGGAGGUCCUAGCCGUCUGCCCACUCACCAUUCCACACUCACUGUUUCCUCUUACCUUCCUGUCUUUCUCCCUGGGGUCUGGGCUUCUGAAGCUCCUUGUUAACUCCCUCCUUGGGAGCCCUUUGCUGCUAUGUGCUGGAUUUAAUGUUCUCAAAAUUCAGUUGGCUCAUUAGGGUUUCUCAGCACUGCUGUUGUGUGGGCCUGUGUCCGCCCUUGGGCCAGCAGCAUGUGGUCCUGCCUGUGAUGAGAAGGUCCUGAAGAGGUGGCCUUUGCACGCCCCCGGCCAGCCAGGUGUGCUCCUCUGGACGUGCAUCCUGAGGAACAGGGAAGCCGAGACUGGAGGGCUCAGGUGCCCGGAGCAUUUGUUGUCAGUGCAGCGCGGCUGCUGGCCCUGCCCGGCCAUCCUGUGGGGCUUCCGACUUCUUCCCUGACCCACAGCUCUGUUCUUGCUCCCUGAGAAGCUGGGGCUGUGCCCAUCCUGGCCCUUCCUGACUACAGGCUUCUGCCCUAGGUGGGCUUUUAUCUGGCCACCCUAUGGUCCUGGGGUCUGGAGCUGAUGGAGCAGCAUUCCCAGUCCACCAUGCUGCUGGGGAUUGUCACUGGAGUCCUCCUGGCCCUGGCCCUCAUCGGCACCACCAUCAUUUUUGUGUACAGAAGGGUUAGCCAAUUCCGACAGGUGCAGCCCAGUCCUCAGUACAGGUUCCGGAAGAGAGACAAGGUGAUGUUCUACGGCAGGAAGAUCAUGAGGAAGGUGACCAUGCUUCCCCACACACUUGUGGGGAACACAGCUGCCCCCCGGCAGAGGGUGAGGAAGAGGGCCAAGGUGCUGUCUUUGGCCAAGAGGAUCCUGCGAUUCAAGAAGGAAUACCCUUCCUUGCAGCCAAAGGAGCCCCCGCCCUCCCUGCUGGAGGCUGACCUCACAGAGUUUGAUGUGAAGAAUUCUCACCUGCCAUCAGAAGUUUUAUACAUGCUGAAAAAUGUCCGGGUCCUGGGUCACUUUGAGAAGCCGCUGUUCCUGGAACUUUGCAAACACAUGGUCUUUGUGCAGCUUCUGGAAGGGGAGUACAUCUUCCGGCCGGGGGAGCUGGACAACAGCAUCUAUGUGGUGCAGGACGGGCGGCUGGAGGUCUGCGUGCAGGACUCGGAUGGCACUGAGGUGACGGUCAAGGAGGUUCUGGCUGGAGACAGCGUCCACAGUCUCCUCAGCAUUCUGGAUGUCAUCACUGGCCACGCCGCACCGUACAAAACGGUGUCCGCCCGUGCUGCCGUCCCCUCCACCAUCCUCCGGCUCCCAGCUAUGGCUUUUCAAGGAGUUUUUGAGAGAUAUCCUGAAACUCUGGUGAGGGUGGUGCAGAUCAUCAUGGUACGGCUGCAGAGGGUCACCUUUCUGGCUCUGCACAACUACCUGGGCCUGACCACGGAGCUCUUCAACCCCGAGAGCCAGGCCAUCCCGCUCGUGUCUGUGGCCAGCGUGACUGCCGGGAAGGCCAAGAAGCCGAUGUGCUGCAGUCUGGAGGAGCGGCCGGAGAGGCCACCUCGGCCCCAGGAGCCCUGCAGCCCAGGUUCUGCCCGCCCCAGGGCCGACCUCCUGCCCUCAGAUCGUGGGGGCAGCCGCACUGCAGUCUGUGGGCCUCUGCCCAAGAGGAGCCACCCCAUCCUGCUGCCUUCUGUCCACGAAGAGGUGGUGGCCGAGCUCAGCCAGGCUCAGGCUGGCAUCCAGGCCUCUUCGGCUCCUGCAGGGGCCACCGCAGGGGCCACCUCAGACCUGAGGAUGGUGUGUGACCAAGCCCGGGUCCCGCCGCACUCAGAAGAGCGCCCCGGGGGCUCUGUGGCCAGCAAGCCCAGGAAGAGUGUGGUUGUUGCAGAGACCCCAUUGGCCGUCCUCCCCAACUCAGACAGUACCUUGGACGAGUCUGUCGCCAGCAAGAAGACAGAUUCCAUCCUCAGAGCCGCCACACAGGACCUGCUCACCCUGAUGAAGCUGGAUGACCCUUCUCUGUUAGAUGGCCGGGUGACGCUUGUCCACGUCGCAGGCGGCACGGUGGUGUUGAGGCAGGGAGACCAGGACACGAGUAUCCUCUUCGUGGUCUCGGGGCUGCUGCAUGUGUACCAGCGGAAGAUUGACAGCGAGGAGGACACGUUCCUGUUCAUGGCACGGCCCGGUGAGAUGGUGGGCCAGCUGGCGGUGCUCACGGGUGAGCCCCUCAUCUUCACCAUCAGGGCCAACCGGGACUGCAGCUUCCUGUCCAUCUCCAAGGCGCACUUCUACGACAUCAUGCGGAGGCAGCCGGCUGUGGUCCUGAGCGUGGCGCACACCGUGGUGAGGCGGGUGUCGUCCUUUGUGCGGCAGAUCGACUUCGCCCUUGACUGGAUGGAGGUGGAGGCCGGGCGUGCCAUAUACAGGCAGGGAGACAAGUCCGACUGCACCUACAUCGUGCUCAGCGGCCGCCUGCGCGCUGUGAUCCAGAAGGACGAUGGCAAGAAGCGCCUGGCUGGCGAGUACGGCCGCGGAGACCUCGUGGGCGUGGUGGAGGCGCUCACCCGCCAGGCCAGGGCGACCACAGUGCAUGCCAUUCGGGACUCAGAGCUGGCCAAGCUUCCGGAAGGAGCCCUGAACUCCAUCAAGCGCCAGUACCCGCAGGUUGUGACUCGACUGAUUCGCCUCUUGGGUGAGAAGAUCCUGGGCAGCCUCCAGCAGGGAGCUGCAGCAGGUCACCAGUUUAGGUUCCAUACUGUGGGCAGCAAGUGGGACUCGGGGAACCCCGCCAGCAACCUCUCCACGGUGGCCGUCAUGCCAGUGUCAGAGGACGUGCCCCUCACCGCCUUCACCCUGGAACUCAAGCACGCCCUCAGCGCUAUCGGCCCUGCCCUGCUACUGACCAGUGACAGCAUAAAACAGCGCCUUGGCUCUGCUGCUCUGGACAGUAUCCACGAGUACCGGCUGUCCAGCUGGCUGGGGCAACAGGAGGACAUCCACCGGAUCGUGCUCUACCAGGCGGACGGCACGCUCACGCCCUGGACCCAGUGCUGCAUCCGGCAAGCGGACUGCAUCCUCGUCGUGGGCCUGGGCGAGCAGGAGCCCACUGUUGGCGAGCUGGAGCGGAUGCUGGAGACCUCCGCCGUGCGUGCCCAGAAGCAGCUGGUGCUGCUGCACCGGCAGGACGGGCCCGCGCCAGCCCGCACCGUGGACUGGCUCAACAUGCGGGGCUGGUGCUCUGGCCACCUGCACCUCUGCUGCCCUCGCCGAGUCUUCUCCAGGAGGAGCCUGCCCAAGCUGGUGGAGCUGUACGAGCGGGUCUGUCAGAGGCCCCCGGACCGGCACUCGGACUUCUCCCGCCUGGCGAGAGUGCUGACGGGCAACGCCAUUGCCUUGGUCCUUGGGGGAGGGGGUGCAAGAGGCUGCGCGCAGGUGGGCAUCAUCCGGGCCCUGACGGAGUGCGGCAUCCCCGUGGACAUGGUCGGAGGGACGUCCAUCGGGGCCUUCAUGGGCGCCCUGUACUCGGAGGAACGCAGCUAUAGCCAGAUCCGCAUCCGGGCCAAGCAGUGGGCGGAGGACAUGAUGUCGAUGGUGAAGACCAUGCUGGACCUGACCUACCCCAUCACUUCCAUGUUCUCGGGGGCUGGCUUCAACAGCAGCAUCUCCAGCAUCUUCAAGGACAGGCAGAUCGAGGACCUGUGGAUCCCGUACUUCACCAUCACCACGGAUAUCUCCGCCUCUGCCAUGCGGGUCCACACGGACGGAUCGCUGUGGAGGUACGUGCGUGCCAGCAUGUCCCUGUCGGGCUACAUGCCCCCACUCUGCGACCCCAAAGAUGGGCACCUGCUGAUGGACGGGGGCUACAUCAACAACCUCCCAGCGGAUGUGGCCAGGUCAAUGGGGGCAAAGGUCGUGAUUGCCAUCGACGUGGGCAGCCGGGAUGAGACAGACCUCACCAACUACGGGGACGCGCUCUCGGGAUGGUGGCUUUUGUGGAAGCGCUGGAAUCCCUUGGCCACGAAGGUCAAGGUGCUGAACAUGGCUGAGAUCCAGACGCGCCUGGCCUAUGUGUGCUGUGUCCGGCAGCUGGAGAUGGUGAAGAGCAGUGACUACUGCGAGUACCUGCGCCCCCCAAUUGACAGCUAUGGCACCCUGGAGUUCAACAAGUUUGAUGAGAUCUGCGAGGUGGGGUACCAGCAUGGCCGGGCAGUGUUUGACAUCUGGAGUCGCAGCGGUGUGCUGGAGAAGACGCUGCAGGACCGGCAGGGGACAAGCAAGAUGAAGGCGUGGGACGUCCUCACCUGCCCCAACGCCUCCUUCACGGACCUUGCUGAGAUUGUAUCACGUAUCGAGCCUGCCAAGGUGGCUGCAGGGGACGGAGGUGACCCACACGGCCCUGCUGUCUGCCCAGAUGAGUCUGACUACCAGACUGAGUAUGAGGAGGUGCUGCUGGGCGGCCCCAAGGACGCGUACGUUGACCUCCAAAGUGCCCCAGCCGACCAGGGCUCCGACUCGGAGGAUGAGCCCUCGCUUCGGCAUCAGCACUGAGGUCUGGCUUCCCCCAAACCACCCAAGGACUCCUCAGCUCCCCAGCUCUCUGACCAAGAUGGGUAGAAGUUUCCACCCUGAAGCAUCUGAAGCCAGCACCUCCCAUGGCUCCAUCUCAGAGUGCCUAGGUCCUGCAGCUCUUCCAGCCUGCCAGGGAGACCUGCUGGGGCCCAGGGUGGAGCGUCUCUCUGGGGCCACUGGCCCUGGCAUCCCCUGCACAUGCAGCAGUCUUCGGGGCUGUGUCAGCCCCUGUGGCCUCUCGUGUUGGAGUCCUUGUAUUUCUGCUUUACCUGUCAAUAAAGGUAGAUCUGAUUAUGUGGGA